CUUCCUCUCUCCAAGACCUCAGUUUUUGCACAACCCCGUCCUUGAAAUAAGAGCCCUUCAAGCAACCUGGAAAACGUUUGGUCAGCAAAAAACUCCUGUUUUUUUCCAAAGGAUCUGUCUCAGGAAUUUAAAACACAUUUAAGACACACUCACACCACAUCAGGAGGGGGGAAAAGUCUCUUCCCCUCCCCUUCUUGCAGAAAGAAUGGAAGAAAGUUCCAGUUCUCCUGUUUCCCCUGUGGAUAGCUUGGGGACCAGUGAAGAGGAGCUGGAAAGGCAGCCAAAGAGAUUUGGCAGGAAGAGGAGAUACAGUAAGAAAUCCAGUGAAGAUGGCAGCCCCAACCCAGUCAAGAGGGGGAAAAAGUCCAGUCCCAGCUCCCAAUCUUAUGAAGAACUCCAAAGCCAAAGGAUCUUGGCCAAUGUCAGAGAGAGGCAGAGGACUCAGUCCCUCAAUGAAGCCUUCGCAGCCCUGAGGAAAAUCAUCCCUACGUUGCCCUCUGACAAACUCAGUAAAAUCCAGACUCUCAAACUCGCAGCCAGGUACAUAGACUUCCUCUACCAGGUCCUACAGAGUGACGAGAUGGACAAUAAGAUGACAAGCUGCAGCUAUGUGGCCCAUGAGCGGCUUAGUUAUGCCUUUUCAGUGUGGAGGAUGGAAGGAGCUUGGUCCAUGUCUGCCUCCCACUAGCCAGUACCUGGGCAAAAGCAAAUACAACUGCCAAAGGGACUGUCCUGUAUCUGAGACUGAAGAGGAAUUGGGAUGUAUCCAAGUUUGUAGCUUCUGAAACCUUAACAACCUCAAGUAAACUGGUCCAAAAGACCCCUCUAGACCUCCCUAGCUCUGAACUCUUGCAGAGCACUUAGACUGAGUGGAAAAACAGCACCGAAGGGAAUGGGCUGAAAUUUUGCAACAUUUCUCCCCAAGAGACUGACCCAAAAAGAAAAGAAAACCAUGUUGAUUGUGUAGUGUCAUUGGGAUUUUGUUUGUGGGUGUGGGUUUUUUUUUUUUUUUUUUUUCUGAACAUCUUAAUUCAGGAGUACAUUUAUGAGAAAUCUUUCGGGUUGGAUUUUAUCUUCCCUUUGCUGUAUUCUUUUUUUUUUAAUAUAUAUUUUAACUCAAAAUGAUUUCUUGUACAGUAACAUCAAAACUGGACCAAGGCGCUCAGAAAAAAAACAUCAUGGCCUCCCCAAAUCCUGCAUGAUUUGUUUCAAGUAAAGUCUGGAUUACAGAUUCUGCUCUCCACACACUCAUCACCUCUUCCAAUUGCUCCAUGAUUUGCUACAGCUAAACCCUUUGUUAAUGUUUCAUUUUCUGUUCCAGUGUAUAUGUUGCUUAUUUGUUUUAUUUAUUGAGAUAUUUUUAACAAGCUACGAGACUGCAAUGUGGCUGUGUAUACUGCUUCUCUUGCCACUAAAAAUAAAGUUGUCCUGCAGCUACUGGAGGUAUUUGAUUUACUUUGUGAUUUCACCAUCCAACACUUAAGCAAAAAGGACACUAAAUUCUUUAUUUGUUCUUUUCACCAUGUCUACAUUUAAACGGACACACCAGUAACUAAAAUCAGUUUCACAGGUUAUAGGGCUUACUACAGCGGUAAUAGGGUAAAAUUCUA
This is a messenger RNA of Trachemys scripta elegans, 1610 nucleotides long. RefSeq names its product twist family bHLH transcription factor 2 (gene TWIST2). Lineage: Eukaryota; Metazoa; Chordata; Testudines; Emydidae. Gene Ontology annotation, biological process: developmental process; regulation of transcription by RNA polymerase II. Bases 206 to 688 code for a protein of 160 amino acids. The record is from RefSeq and is a predicted model, not a curated record. Gene Ontology annotation, molecular function: protein dimerization activity; RNA polymerase II transcription regulatory region sequence-specific DNA binding; DNA-binding transcription factor activity, RNA polymerase II-specific. The transcript has 2 exons.